GUGCUUGCAGUUGCUGGUCGGCCAAUUGUGGAGAACUGCCUGGCGGGCUACAACUCAUGCAUCUUUGCUUAUGGCCAGACUGGCAGCGGCAAAACAUACACAAUGAGCGGGCCCUCUGGCUCUGUGGGCCACCUAAAUAAUGAGGAACAAGGCCUGAUUCCCAGGGUCUUUGAUCACCUUUUCACGCGCAUUGCCAGGAUGCAAAGCAGACAGGUGUCGUGCAAGUGCUCCUUCCUGGAGAUAUACAACGAGAACAUCACAGACCUGCUCAGCCCCUCAGAGGCGCACCUGCAGAUCAGGGAGGACGCAGCCCGUGGACCCUAUGUUGAGAACCUCUGCGAGGAGGAGGUCUCCUCAGUGGAUGAUGUGGCGCGGCUGCUGGCAAGGGGCCAAGCAGCGCGGAGGGUGGGCGAGACGAACAUGAACAGGGAAUCGAGCCGAUCGCACUCGGUGUUCACAUGCACCCUGGAGAGCAGAACCACGGAUGAGUCAGGCAUCACCAACAUCCUGCGCUCCCGCCUCAACCUGGUCGACUUGGCAGGCAGCGAGCGGCAGAAGAGCUCGGGGGCGGCGGGCGAGCGGUUGCGGGAGGCUUCCAGCAUCAACAAAUCGCUCAGCUCCCUUGGCCUCGUCAUCAUGUCCCUUGUGGACGUCCAGCGAGGCGCGCAGCGCCAUGUGCCCUACCGAGACUCCCGCCUCACCUACCUGCUGCAGGACUCUCUGGGAGGCAACUCGAAGACUAUUAUGGUGGCCAACAUCAGCCCGGCCAGCGCCAACCUGGCGGAGACCAUCAGCACUCUGCGCUUUGCCCAGCGCGCCAAGAGCAUCAAGAACAAGGUCAGAUUCCUUGCUGAAGGCGUCAACCUGUUCCUGAAAUUUUAG
Coccomyxa subellipsoidea C-169 is the source of this 882-nucleotide messenger RNA. RefSeq names its product kinesin-domain-containing protein. Gene Ontology annotation, biological process: microtubule-based movement. The transcript has 6 exons. The record is from RefSeq and is a predicted model, not a curated record. NCBI's taxonomy places the organism in Eukaryota, Viridiplantae, Chlorophyta, Trebouxiophyceae, Coccomyxaceae. Gene Ontology annotation, molecular function: microtubule binding; ATP binding; microtubule motor activity. The annotation marks the transcript as partial.